Messenger RNA from Lactuca saligna, 1104 nucleotides. The record is from the annotation of a GenBank genome assembly. Lineage: Eukaryota; Viridiplantae; Streptophyta; Magnoliopsida; Asterales; Asteraceae.
AUGAAAAGCAAUCUACCAGUCCUCCCUGAACGGAGGCUCUUCAUCGCAAUAUCUGCCAUCGCACUCAUCGGCGCCGGCCUCCUUCUAUUCACCUUCAUCGGCCCCGAUAACACUCGGUUCUUCUGCAACCAGCCCACCGCCGAUAACUUCCAUCCCAUGACGGCUCCGAUGCAACUCAAAGCCAUCCUCCACUACGCCACUUCUCGAAUCGUCCCUCAACAAUCCUUCUCCGAAAUCACCGUCUCCUUCGACGUUCUCCGAUCGAUUUCCCCUUGUAAUUUCCUCGUUUUUGGGCUCGGUCAUGAUUCAUUGAUGUGGGCGUCGUUUAACACCGGUGGAAAAACACUUUUCCUUGAAGAAGAUCCGACGUGGGUUCAGACUGUUCUGAAAGACGCUCCAGAUCUCAACGCCGCCGUCGUUAAGUACCGGACAAAGCUCUCCGAGGCCGACGAGCUUAUGAAUACGUAUCGAUCGGAACCGGAAUGUGCUCCAUCCAAAUCUUACAUCCAGGGAAACACUCGAUGCAGGUUAGCACUCACAAGUUUACCUGAUGAGGUUUACAAUAAGGAGUGGGACAUGAUAAUGAUAGAUGCGCCGAGGGGUUACUUUGCGGAGGCGCCGGGGAGGAUGGCUGCGAUUUACUCCGCCACUGUGAUGGCGAGGAACAGGAAAAAAUCCGGCGUGACGCACGUGUUUUUACACGAUGUUAAUCGGAAGGUGGAGAAAGAUUAUGCGAAUGAGUUCUUGUGUAAGAAGUACCUAAAGCAUGCUGUCGGACGAUUGUGGCAUUUUGAGAUACCACCGGCAAGUAACAUCACCGGCGGGAACGACGGUCUGGAGAAGGAGUUAGAGGAGUUUGAUCGGGUUUUAGAAGAGUAUAAUGCAUUUUCAGUGAAAGAGGUCAAGAGGAGUGUGUCGGCAACGGUGGCGGUGGAUAAUGGUGGUUCUGUGGAGGCUAAAGCCGCAUUGUAUUGGACGACAUUAGCGCUAAAUGUUGAGGAUUACAGUGGGUCUGUUGCGAGGAUGAUUGUUGCGGGAUCAGAUCAGUUAAUCAAGGGAAUUUUGUGGUGUGGGGAUGUGAUGGUGGAUCGAUUAAAAUGGUGA